AUGGACCCAUCAGUUGCUGCUAUUAAACGUCUCACAAAAGAACUUAAAGCUAAUGCAAAAGAUCCAAACCCAGCAUUAGAAUUCUUACAACCAGUGUCUGACAAUAAUCUACUCCUUUGGAAAGGAAGACUAAAGGGUGUUCCAAAUACACCAUAUCAAGACGGUCUAUGGGAUAUCUCAAUUAAAAUUCCUCCAUCUUAUCCUCUGCAUCCACCAGAAAUUAAAUUCAUCACUCCUAUAUGUCACCCUAAUAUUCAUGCAACUUCUGGUGAAGUUUGUCUUGAUGUUCUCAAAGCCCAAUGGACUCCAGCUUGGUCUGUUUCUUCAGCAUGUACCGCCAUACAAGCAAUGCUUUCUGAUCCAGAACCUGAUUCACCAUUAAACAUUGAUGCUGCAAAUUUAGCUCGUAACCGUCAAAUUGAUCCUCUUGCAUACGAUGGUCUUGUAAGAUACUACACUCGUCAUUAUGCUUGUAGCAAAAAUUAA
Molecule: messenger RNA, 486 nt
Organism: Magnusiomyces paraingens
Lineage: Eukaryota; Fungi; Ascomycota; Dipodascomycetes; Dipodascales; Dipodascaceae
Exons: 2
Coding region: 1-486 (161 amino acids)
Source: RefSeq, a predicted model, not a curated record